AUGGAGGCGAAGAAUGACCAAGUUGCAGACACCAAAAAGAGAAAGCGAACCAACACCGAACAUCACAAAUCCCCUUAUAAACCAAAGGUCACCAAGUUCGUUCCCUCAAAGAAGCCCAAACCACACUCCGACAAUAAAGAGAAGAAGACAAUCCCCCUUACCGGCCGAGAACGUCGAAUCAAUGCUAAGGAACUUGCGGAUUCUAGAAAGAAGAAGAGAAGACGCCAUUUUACUCUUAAACAAGAUCUUGCUCGUCUAUGGGAAAAGAUGAGGCGUCACGAGAUUGCGAAAGCAGAUAGAUCUAAGUUGGUCACAGAAGCUUUAACGAAAAUGAAGGGGAAGAUUCAUGAGAUUGCAGGGUCUCAUAUUACUUCUCGUGUUCUUCAGACUUGUGUCAAACAUUGUUCACAAGCUGAAAGAGAUGAAGUAUUUGAAGAGCUACGUCCUUAUUUUAUAACUCUAGCAUACAAUGCAUAUGCAGUUCACUUAGUCAAGAAGAUGCUCGACAAUGCCUCAAAGAAACAGCUGGCAGGCUUUAUCUCCACUCUUCGUGGUCAUGUUGCUCCUCUUCUACGCCACAUGGUUGCAUCAGUUGUUGUUGAGCAUGUAUAUGACUUAGCAAGUACUGCACAAAAGCAAGAGCUGGUUUUGGAAUUAUAUUCCACAGAGCUUCAGUUGUUUAAGAACUUAGUCACGGCGAAGGAGACCAGAUCAUUGCUGGAAUUUAGAGUUGAUUGUUGUUCCGGCGGAGAGUGUGCUAUUAAGUUUGUGGUUUACUGA
This is a messenger RNA of Vicia villosa (hairy vetch), 780 nucleotides long. RefSeq names its product pumilio homolog 24-like. Bases 1 to 780 code for a protein of 259 amino acids. NCBI's taxonomy places the organism in Eukaryota, Viridiplantae, Streptophyta, Magnoliopsida, Fabales, Fabaceae. Gene Ontology annotation, cellular component: nucleolus. The record is from RefSeq and is a predicted model, not a curated record. The transcript is spliced from 9 exons. Gene Ontology annotation, biological process: regulation of translation. Gene Ontology annotation, molecular function: mRNA binding.